Molecule: messenger RNA, 4024 nt
Organism: Brienomyrus brachyistius
Lineage: Eukaryota; Metazoa; Chordata; Actinopteri; Osteoglossiformes; Mormyridae
Gene: ndrg1a
Product: N-myc downstream regulated 1a
Exons: 14
Coding region: 1936-3060 (374 amino acids)
Biological process (GO): signal transduction
Cellular component (GO): cytoplasm
Source: RefSeq, a predicted model, not a curated record
UCACUGCAGAUUUUAACAACAACAGAAGGGAAUAGUGGUGUUCUGUGAUGGAUUCUUGUCGCUAAAUGGGAAGCCGUUUGGUGGCAAUGCAGGUUUCUGAAUUACUAGACUGUUCUCUACCACUUUCACCCUUCAUACUGUUUAGGCUAGCCUCCCUCGUUCUCCUCCCACCCCCAAAGAACAAAGUCAUCUCUAUGGAAGAUCAUCAAAUAGCCUAAAACCCCUUAUUUUCUUCCCCCCUUGUUCUCUAGCACCAUCUUGUGGUAGUUUUGACAGCAGCAAUAUAUUUUGUCAGCCUUCACAUUUUUAAAUGUCAGUUUGUUUAAUUGUAUAAUAUCUUUCAGUUAAUAACUUUAGCUGUUCUUUAUUGAUGACAGCAAAAACUUUAUGUAGCAGAGGUGGCAAUUUCAGGUCCAGAAAGUAAAAAUCCAGACCAAGAUUUACUUUCACCCAACCAGUUGAGCAUAAAGUGUCACAGAGUACUCAUCUGGCUAGCUGAAACGAUAUCUUGGUCUGGAUUUGUACUUUUUGGGCCUGAAAUGUUCACAUCUGAUGUAUAGUAAUAUAGGGUUAAACCACUUUCUGUUUCCAAAACAGCCGUAUCUUUGUAUAAGCCCUAUAUACGUCUUGUAACCUCUCAUCCAAUUUACUUUUUAUCUUUUGUGUAACUGUGGAGGAUGGCAUGCUUUUCCAAAGAAAUUACGUCAGGAAAAGCAGAAAGGAUCGAUUCCCCUUGUUGAAUAAUUUGUUUGUGUUGCGGAAUCCAUCCAACAGGAAUCCAACUGCGUUAGUUUGCCAAAAAAAACAUCGAGCUGUGGUGUUGGGACAGCAGACCGGUCGACGCGGACGACCCAAGCCUUAGGGUCUUAGUGCCUGUACAGGCAGCUGGACGCCUCUGAACACGGAGACGGAAAUGGCCGACUGUGUCCCGUUGAGCCGUGCAGAUUAGUACCUGGGUUUCCAGGACAGUGUGUCACAUGACCGGCGGCCUGCACGUCUGAGGCGCUUCCCCCGGCACGGGCGGCCUGCCAUCUGCCCGAGCUGUUUCUGUUGCCGGGCUCCUUACUGCACGCGAGCGUUGUCUCGUUAAUUGGGAUUAGGCCCGCUGAAGACCUAACAUACUUGUAUUACGAUGGGACACAGGGAUAAUUGUUUCCAGGGUUCCCUUUAAAUGUGGCUCUUGUUUCCUCGUAAAAUGCUUCGCUUUUGUUAUAUUCUGCUGUGUCUUGAAGGCCAGUGAAUUUGACCUGAGGAACUUUUUAUUUUGCACCUCCCCCCGUGGCAUUUGCUGAUUCAGACGAGUUUAAGUAAUUAGCUCAAACUCAAUAUAAUGACACGGCCUUUCGUUGUAAUCUAUUAUUCCCCAUUUAAAAUGCUUUUAGAAUUCUUCUUAUUUUAACUCUUAUGCAGACAGUCACUAUUUAAUUGUCUAAGAGCCCCUGCUAAUGUCUUUAUCAUUCUGAAGUUAGUCAGACUUGUUCAUCAGUUUUUGCUUCGUCGUCAAGAUAGUUCUGGGUGGCCAUGCUUUCCAGCUAUUUUAUGUCAAGGUUGUCCCUCUCCUGUGCUCCUCUACCAGUCCAUCUGUGAAUGUUGUUUAAAAAAAAUGGCCUGACAUUGGUUGCUGAACUGGGAGCACCACUUUGUGAAUGAACAGUGCGAUAAUAGGUCACACGAUAGUACAUAUCCAAGUAUUCCACUGUCCCAGAACUGGUCUGGGGUGGCGUAGAUGAUCACAGCACCUGACACUGACUGAUCCAAUUUGCAGAUCUCUUCAUCCAUCCAGUAUUAGCUUGUUUUGGUUGCCAGGCAAGGAAUCAUGGGAGUUUGGGGCUUAGCCGGUGGGAGUAUAAAACAGCACUCGCAGUCGUUUCUGGAUUAAGAAUCUUUCGGAGCUUUGUAAGCUGUUGGAUCUGUACCUUACCUCGCUCGUAUAGCAUGGCUCUUGAGGACUCGGACAUGGACUCUGUUGGCGAGGUCGAAGCAGUUGAGCAUGACGUGGAGACUCCAUAUGGCAAAGUCCACUGCACCUUGAAGGGGGUCCCCAAGGGCGAUCGGCCCGUCAUCCUCACCUACCAUGACAUCGGACUGAACCACAAAAACUGCUUCAGCCCGUUGUUCACUCACGAGGACAUGCAGGAGAUCAUGCAGCACUUUGCCGUCUGCCACGUGGAUGCACCCGGUCAGCAGGAGGGAGUUGCCACAUUUCCAUCUGGAUACGAAUACCCUUCCAUGGACCAGCUGUCUGAAACUAUUCCUCUAGUCCUCAAGCAUUUUGGUCUUAAAAGUAUCAUUGGCUUGGGAAUUGGCGCCGGAGCCUAUAUCCUUGCGAAGUUUGCCCUGGACUACCACACCAUGGUGGAGGGACUGGUUCUGAUCAAUAUUAACCCAUGUGCCGAAGGCUGGAUGGAUUGGGCUGCAAACAAGAUCACUGGAUGGGCUCAGGCCCUUCCUGACAUGAUCAUCACCCAUCUCUUCGGGAAGGAGGAGAUCCAGAACAACCAUGACCUGAUUGCCACAUACCGUCACCACAUCCAAACUGACGUCAACCAGUCCAACCUCCAGCAUUUUGUCAAGGCCUAUGGAAGCCGGAGGGAUCUAGAGAUCGAGCGGCCUGUCCCUGGAGGACACAUUACAGUGAGGACCCUGAAGUGCCCUGCUCUCCUGGUCGUUGGAGACAGCUCUCCAGCAGUUGAUGCUGUGGUGGAAUGUAAUACGAAGCUGGACCCGACCAAGACUACUCUUCUGAAGAUGGCGGAUUGCGGCGGCCUGCCCCAGGUUGACCAGCCUGGAAAACUGACUGAAGCUUUCAAGUACUUCAUCCAGGGGAUGGGCUACAUGCCCUCGGCUAGCAUGACCAGACUGGUGCGCUCCCGCACGGCCUCCGGCUCCAGCGUGACCUCCUUCGACGGCAACCGGAGCCGCUCGCACACCAACGAGGGCGGUCGCAUGCGCGCUCACACCGCUGACAACCAGCGCCAUGCGCCCCCCGAUGGCCCCGGUGAGAGCGGUGGGACCGCUGCCGACCAGGCCGUGCCCAAGUCCACCGAAGUGUCCUGCUAGAGCGGCCAACACAUGCCCCUCGUCCGACCUGUGCUGCCCUACUGCUAGCUGCACAAUAAGGACCACAAUUACCUACCUAAAACUAAUAAUAAACAAAAAAACGCAUAUAGCUACUUUGAAAGGCGCUCCCUUUCCCUCUGCCAAAGAUCCUUUCUUGCGAAAAGGACCCCAGCCACGUUGAUCAGUUGUAACAAAACGAAACGCACAGGGCUUGGGUUGGCUAGAAGCGGGGGCGGCAAGGGUGGGGGGGGAUUGUUGGGAACCUGCUGUAGGCAACCUUGUACAUUCCUAUUCUUUCCCUUCGACCAAUGUAUUUUCCUGGCUCUGGAUUCAGUCCAUUGUGGGGGUGGGUGGGUUGACUCUCAGUUUGAGAAAUGGAACUUCCUCAAACUGGAGAUUACAGCUACAGGGAACAAAAGAAACGCUGUUUGGCCGCUGUUUUUCGGGGCCAAAUCUACGGCUUCUAAUGCACCGUCAUAAUCAUUUUUAGUUCGGUAAUCCUUAUAUCUUAUUGGACUAUUUGAAUUCUUUCACGCUUUCAGAUUUCUUUCACUCCACUUAACAGAAUUUGAUUAUCUUAGCCAUUGCUUUUGGGUAUAAGUCAUUAUCCUUCGUUGAUUUGCGCUGUUUAAUUGAAAUUGAGUUUACAGUAGUGUUCAAAUUGAAGUAUUGCAGUUCAAGGAAAUACUGUGUGUGUUUUCUGUAAAAUCGACUUUCUAUGCAAGCAAUAACAGAAGAACAAAAAAAAUAUAUAUGCCAUCGAACCAGGCAUUUGGAUUGUCUGUGAUGUGCUUGGGGUGUGAGGUGGAGGAGCACAUUGACAGCCUGUGAAACCCUUGAUAACCUGCAGAUCUCUGCCGGCUUGUGCGAACCCUGCUCUGUAAAGUUGCAGACCUGCUUACUGUAGAUGGCGAGUUUUCUUAAUUACAUAAUGGUUUCUAUUUAUUAAAGAAAUGUAACUUUG